AUGCUAAUCGACGACGAAGGUGCAUUACGUGACUGGCUUGUGGUCACACUUGAACCGAUAUGUGACGCCGAACCUAUUGCUCUAGCUCGUUAUGUACUUGCACUAGUUGCUAAAGACAAACCCCUAGAUAAAUUACGUGAAAAUUGUGUUGAUCGCCUAGAAGUUUUUCUUGAUCGAGCUACGAAAGAUUUCGUCGAUCAAUUAUUUGAUGCAAUACGAAAUCGAAAAUAUAUCACCGAUGGAAAGAAAGAAAAUGUCCAACCGAAACCAAUUGAAAAUAUUGUCGAACUAUCCGACAGUCAGCAACAGCAGAAUGUUCCAUCAUCAUCAUCGAAAGACGAAGAAAUUCAAUCGAAUACAAUCCCAACAACGUCGUCUUCAUACUCGGCCAAAAGACGGUACUCAUCACGUCGCAAUGAUAAUCAUAAACGUCCAUCUCCAGGUUCACCGGCAGCGAAGCGCUCUCAGCGUACUUAUUCCCAUUCUUCAACUGAUUCGUCAUCUCCUCCAUCGCCAGCAACCGCAUCUAAAAUUCCUUGUAAAGACUUUUUUGAUAAUAAGGGCUUCUGUGCUUUGGGCGAUACAUGUCCAUAUGAUCAUGGAUCGAACGUUCUUUCUCUGGAACAACAAAACUACUAUUCAUCUUAUCAACCAUAUGAUAAUUCUUCAUCGCAUUUUCAUCAACAAUACAAUCCUGAAACACCUGAUUUGAAAUACGAUUCACAUCCUAUAUCAUCGAUGUAUUCAAGACAACCAGCACCACCUGGUCAACGAACAUUAGUUACUGUAGUUACCAAUGCGGAACCAUUGCCAUUAGAACAACGACUACGGCACAAUGAAUCAGGCGGCCCAAUGCCUCGCACAAAACGACAUGUGACCACGACGCCUUAUCCCACAGAUAAACGAGCUCAACAACGUGAUCAAGGAAAGCAUGAUGGUUACCAUAAUAGAAAUCGUCGACGUCCAUGGCAAAAAUCGGAUUCAGCAUCAUCAGGAACAGCAACUCUUGAAAUACGUAAAAUUCCUGCUGAAUCUAAUACAAUUUCCAGAUUAAACGAACAUUUUAGUAAAUUUGGUACUGUUACCAACGUUCAGAUUGCUUUUGACGGUUCACCUGAUUCAGCACUCAUCGCUUACGGUACAUUUCAAGAAGCUGAAACGGCAUAUAAAAACCCCGAACCAUUAUUCAACAAUCGUUUUAUCAAAAUCUUCUGGCAUAAUCCCAACAAAGCACAGAAUCCAUCGAACCCAACUUUACCAGCGCCAGAUACUAAUACAGCAAAGAAACCAACUACUCCUUCUAAUCCGACGAAACACCAUUGGGCAAAAGGUCCAAAAUCUUCUCCAACGAAAACUGAAACACCACCAAAAAAGAAACCAACGAUUCCACCUGCUCCUUCGAUAAUCAAAAAAGAGGCAGCAAAGAAAGCGGCCAUUGAAAUUCGCCGCAAAAAGCAGGGCUUGUUGGAAGAACAAAUUCAGCAGCAAAAGUUGCUACUGAAGAAACUCGAAACAGCCGAAACGCCUGAAGAAAAAGAAUCGAUUCGUUCAUUAAUGAAGCAAGUCGAUGCGACUAUCGUCACACUCAAAGAUUCGUUACAUACAGCACCAAUCAAAGCAGUAGCAGCGGCAGCCAUACCAGCUACUAAAGUUAGUCAACAAGAUCUCCUCAAACAACGUGCUGAAACAUUGAAAAAACAAAUCGAAAGCCUUCGAGCUAAAACAUCUGCAGAUAUGGUACAUAGAAAAUCAUUUUUUUCCACCUCAUAUUCAUACUUUCUUUGUUCACAGCGGCGUGCAAUGAGUAAUACAUUAGAAACCAAACUUCCUCCUGCCAAUCAAAGUGCCGAGCCUGAUGUCGACGAAGAGCUUCGUUUACUGAACGAGGUCAACGAUAAUCAAUACUUGCUUGACAAUGAUAAAAGUCGAAAUCAACAAUAUGAACUCGAAACUCACGAUGAAGUUCAAUUACUCGAUUAG
This is a messenger RNA of Adineta ricciae, 1980 nucleotides long. The record is from the annotation of a GenBank genome assembly. Lineage: Eukaryota; Metazoa; Rotifera; Eurotatoria; Adinetida; Adinetidae.